AUGACAGCAGGGUGUGCCAACGUUUCUCUCAUUCGCCAAGGGUCUAGGGGUCAAGUCACAGCCCCCGCCCCUCUGCUCGGGCUCCAGGCAGCCCAGAGGAAAGAAGGCUUUCAGACUCAUGGCAUCGUCCCUGUAAACUUGAUCCCCGUCUUAGAUGAGGGGCAGGAGUCUGGGGAGGUGGAGCUGCGUUACAAGCAGGUCUGCUGGCUCCAAGACCGCGCUCCUGGCUCUGCAGCAUCCGCCUCUGCGAGGGAGCGGGUGGCGGGGUUAGGGACCCGGCUGUCCCCGCUCCCGCGCGCCUCCACCCCCGCUGCCACCCCGCCCCGUGCCCGGCUCCCGCGCGCCCGCGCUGCUGGGGCGCCGGCUCUGCGGGCGGCUGCGGCUCGGCGGGGCAGGGCAGGCGCGGCGCGCUCGGCGCGGCUCCGGAGCGCGGCGGGCCAGGGUGCGGACGCCGGCCCUCGCACCGGGCCGGCCUGGGGGGCCCGCAGGGCGCGCGGAGCGCCGAGUGCGUGUCGGGCGGGGCCCCGCAUCCGGGCGCAGGAGCGCGGGCGCGGCGUGCCGGAGCGCCCCGCAUGGAGCCGGCGCAGGAGCCGCCGGGCGGGAGCCCCGCGCGGCCCGGGCGCCGCCGCCCGCCACGCCCGCGCCGCCCGCCGCGCGCCCAGGCCGCGCCGCCCGAGGCCGGCCGCGGACGGUAGCGGAGGUGACCGCGGCCCCGAGGGGCUGCUGCGGCGAUCCGGGUCGGGCUACGAGGGCAGCACCAGCUGGAAGGCGGCCUUGGAGGACACCACCACGCGUCUCCUGCUGGGCGCCAUCGCGGUCCUUCUGUUCGCCAUCCUGGUGGUGAUGAGCAUCUUGGCUUCCAAGGGCUGUAUCAAGUGCGAAGCGCCCUGCCCGGAGGACUGGCUGCUCUACGGAAGGAAGUGCUACUUCUUUUCUGAGGAACAGAGAGACUGGAACACGGGCAGGCAGUACUGCCACACCCACGAGGCCGCGCUGGCUGUGAUCCAGAGCCAGAAGGAGAUGGAAUUCAUGUUCAAGUUCACGCGGAGGGAGCCCUGGAUUGGACUACGCAGAGUCGGGGACGAAUUCCACUGGGUCAACGGGGACCCGUUUGACCCGGACACGUUCACCAUCUCAGGCCCCGGGGAGUGUGUCUUCGUGGAGCCCACCAGGCUGGUGUCUACGGAGUGUCUCAUGACCCGGCCGUGGGUGUGCAGCAAGAUGGCCUACACGUGAGGUGGGCACCUCCUCCCAGGCCCGAGGGAGGUGCCCACUCUGAGACCUGCCUCCAGCGGGAGCCACCUGCCCUCUCCAACAACGCAGUUGGGGGGUUGCCUCCACCCUGGGCCCCUCUCCCAGGCCCUGGAGCACUGAGUCCCUGGCUCCUGGUCUCCUCUGUCCCCAGGCAAGUCAUGUGGCCCAUAUGCUAAGUAGUGUAGGCAUCUGUCCCCCAUACACACACAUGCACACGCUCAUGCACACGCUCGUGUACGCACACGCAGUCUCCUCUCAAGUUCAGAGUCCACCCUGAGCCACCCACAAGUGCUUCGUCACUGCAACCCUGGUGCUUUGGGGGACUGCCACAGGUGGUAUUCCUGUUGGCACAGCAGCCCUGCAUUCCAGAGGUUGCUCUCCUGGUUGCCAGGGGAGGUGGCAGGGACAGCUUUGCCCUCGCCUGGGCCAGGCCGGUCCAGGGCCCUGCAGGUCCCCUGCAUCCGCCCUCCCUGCCCUGCCCGGGGUUCUCAGGCCGGGCCCCUGCUGUGUCCGUGGUGCUGUCGUACUGUCACUGAUGGAAUAAAGAGAUGGUUGGUGUCCAGAGAA
Messenger RNA from Microcebus murinus (gray mouse lemur), 1821 nucleotides. It is a transcript of the gene CLEC2L, whose product is annotated as C-type lectin domain family 2 member L. The record is from RefSeq and is a predicted model, not a curated record. Lineage: Eukaryota; Metazoa; Chordata; Mammalia; Primates; Cheirogaleidae.